This is a messenger RNA of Phialemonium atrogriseum, 1297 nucleotides long. RefSeq lists its product as uncharacterized. The transcript has a single exon. Lineage: Eukaryota; Fungi; Ascomycota; Sordariomycetes; Cephalothecales; Cephalothecaceae. The coding region runs from base 131 to 991 and encodes 286 amino acids. The record is from RefSeq and is a predicted model, not a curated record.
GUGGACAAUUUUUCAUCAAGACACUCACAAACCCAACACGCCAACCUCGUCAAACCGCAUCGCCAUAAUACCAGGGAUUCCCACUUAAAUUCCAAUCUCUUCACCUGCCCUCAACCCCCUCCACAAGGCAAUGCUCCUAAAACCCAUUUCGACCUCCAACGAGGACAUAUUCAGCACCAUGACCGGUUCCAACUCCCCCCCUUCACCACCACCACCACCACCAAACCACCAAACCGACGACGUCUGGGCCGCCUCCCCCACCAUCACCACCCCCACCACGGCAGCGGAAGGAACGGCGGCACCGGCAGCACCACCAGGGACAGCAGCAGCAGCAGCAGCAGCAGCAGACCACCAGCACCCCUCCGACAUCCCCCGCCUGCGCCGCGAGCACGCGACGGCCGGCUACCGCGACGGCGUCGCGGCCGCCAAGGCGCGCUCCGCCCAGGCCGGCUUCGACGAAGGGUUCGGGCUCGGCGCCGCGGUCGGCGCCCGCGCGGGGAGGCUGCUGGGCCUGCUUGAGGGGAUCGCGUCCGCCGCCGCCGCCGCCGCUGCUACUGCCGAGUCGGGGGUGAGUCCGGGAGCUGAGGAGGACGGUGCUGCGGGGGGGUCGGUGGUGCGCCUUUUGGGGAGGGCGCGCGAGGAGCUUGGCGUUGGGUCCGUUUUUGGGAGCGAGUACUGGGAGGCGGAUGGGACGUGGAAGUACGAGGUCGCCGGCGGCGGUGGUGGCGAUGGGCAGCGGCAGCGGCAGGAGGAGGGUGGCGACGAGGGGGCGGCCGGCGACGACGAGGUCGUUUUCGCGGAUGUCGCUGCGGCUCACCCGUUGCUGAGGCGGUGGGAGGCCCUGGUCCAGGCCGAGGUCAAGAGGUGGGGCGUCGACCUGUCGGUCCUGGCCGAGGAUGAGGCUGCGGCGAGGGACCACGCCGAGCAGCCGCCGCCGAAGAAGACGGAGAUCAGGGCGCCGGCUCAGUCCCGGGAGGCGCUGCUGUGGUGAGGGGAAAGAGUGGUUUUAUCGUCUCCAGACCCGUCCGCUGCGGGAAGUUUCCCCAAUCCGGCAUCGGACAGACACGGCUAUCAUGGUUAGUCCUGCAUGCCUCAGCCAUUCAACUAUUGCUUGUACAGCCGAGUUCGCGAUUGGGGCGUGGCAGGAGGGUCAGGGCCCGUGGAUUGUGGGCGCAGGCUUUCCUUGCGCGGAAAUCAUUGUCGUUGCGCGGCCUGCGACAGGGAUCCAAAUGAUAAGACCAAAGUCUGUAUUGUACGUCACCUUGUCUCGGGCUGCGCAGCCAAAAAAAAACUUUUA